This is a messenger RNA of Bactrocera oleae (olive fruit fly), 1423 nucleotides long. RefSeq lists its product as uncharacterized. NCBI's taxonomy places the organism in Eukaryota, Metazoa, Arthropoda, Insecta, Diptera, Tephritidae. The record is from RefSeq and is a predicted model, not a curated record.
AAAAGCGAACUUCACCACAGUAACGCAACGGCAGUACAGUUCUUUAGUUGAGAACGGCAUUCCGGUGAUAUUGGACACGUACAUAUCUACAUACAUUUGUUUAUAUUUAUAAACUUUUUUUUUUUUUGCAUUUUGCGACCUUUUAAAAAUUGGAGAAAGAGUAGUAUUACACAGAUAGAAAACAACGAUGACGUCUGGGUAAAACUAAAGAGAAGUUUACUGCGCCGCUAGUAGUCUGUCUGCUGAUCUUCCCGCCGCAGCAUCGUGUAUUAUUUGUGCGCAAAAUUAAUUGAAAAGAAAUCAGAUAUAUUAUAGAUAUAUCAAUAUACAUGAUAUAUAUAUAUAUAUAUAUAUACAUAUACAUAUAUGUGUUAGCAAAAUGUGAAACGGUGAAGAGGCACGACCUGUGGUGAAGAUAACAAAAAAUCUAAAAAGCAACACGCAAAAACAGCAAAAAUACUAAAAAGCGAUAAGGCGGUGAAAAUGGUCUACUCCAUACAGAACUCGGAAACGGGUGAACUCCAUUACAUCCACCGUGAUUUGACCAAUGUAAGGCAACAAGUUUUGGACUUGGAAACUGGUGAGCCCUUAAACGAAACAAAAGUAAAGGUUCGCUAUGUCAAGCAUAAUAAUUUUCAAAUACCGAAGAAGUUUCUUUGUGACUCUAACAACGAAGAAGUGGAGGAGAUGAACCUCCACGCUGACUGCGACGCAACAGCAGACAGCACACCUACGGAUGGUGAAGCAGAAGCGAAGUCCCAUCACCUCUAUAAGAAAGAGGAUUUCAUUAAAAUGGACGGUGUAAGAAAUGAUAUCAUUUUUGGCUAUCAAAAGGAGACUUAUAAAAUAUUGCUUAUACCGACCUUGUUCUGCUUCUCGAUUGGCUUGUGUUUUAUAUUGCUAUUGAUCGAGGGGUUUCUUCAUUGUUGGGCACACAAGAAAAACUUACUGACCACUAGUAAAAUAUACUACUUUCGCAGUCCGCUCCAUUUGCUGACUUCACAAUUUUGUGCGAUUUGUCGCAGUGAAAACGAAAUGAAAAAAAUCGAAAAUUUCCAAGCAUUGAAUAAACAAAUGCUGCAAGCGGCUAAACAAUCGAAAACUCUAAAAGAUAUGAGUAAAGUUAUAAGCUAAAAUGUGUAUUUACUUUGCAUUAUGUUGCAAUUAUGUAGAUGUUGCAAGUAAAAUGCUUUCCGAAAGUCGCUGAAAUUUUUUAAGUUUACUUAACGGCUGCCAGAGAUCAGAAUUUGCGUUAGGUGGUUUAAAAUUAAACCAUAUAUAUAACUGUUUUUCAGCUAGAACAUAUUUAUUUGAACAGUUAAAUACUUUCUGAAAGCAAUUUACCUGCCACAUCUCUGUAUAUCUUUUAUUAUUUAUACUGCACUUUUAAAUAAAUUGAUAGCUUAAAUAGCUAAUAAACUAA